CAGAGCUGCUGUUCAACACAACGGUUCAGAGGAGGAAAUAGAAAUAUCUAGAAACAUUGUUUGAGCUGUGAGUCGGUGAAGGACGAUGGCGUCUGUUAAAGAGCUGCUCGUGGACUCACUGAAGGAACUGUUAGAAGCUGAACUGAAGGAGUUUCAUUGGCGCUUAAUGAAUGCAUAUCAUAAGUGUAUAUCAAAGUCUGAAAUGGAAAAGGUAGAUAUAUUCGACACAGUGGAUAAAAUGGUGUUGUGUUUUGGACCAGAAGAAGCUGUGAAGAUCAUGGUGGACAUCCUGAGAAAGAUGAAGCAGAAUGAUUUGGCUGAACAGUUGGAGAAUGAACACAAGCAAGCUCAGGCUGAGGGCAAUAUGAAGACAUCUGUCCCUGUUGGAGAACUGCAAAACUUUUUGAAAACUCACAAAAACAACAUGAAGAAGAAAGCUAAAUGUAUUUUUGAGGGCAACAAAGAAAACUACACAGAUCUCAAGACUGUUUACACAGAGCUGUUCAUCACAGAGGGAGAUAAGAAAGAUGUCAAUCACGAACAUGAGAUUCUGAAGAUUGAUGAUGUUUUCAGGAACAACAAAACACAGGACAAACCAAUCAAAUGCAAUGAUAUAUUUACUGAACUGAGGAAAAACAAUGAGGAGAAGAUUGUGCUGACCAAGGGAGUCGCUGGCAUCGGAAAAACUGUCUCUGUGCACAAGUUCAUCCUGGACUGGGCAGAAGGAAACACCAAUCAGGAUAUAGACUGUGUGUUCCUGCUUCCAUUCAGAGAGAUCAACAUGAUUAAAGACAAAAAGGUCAGUCUCCAUGAGUUUCUGCUGAAAUUUUAUCCUGAAUUGAAGGACCUGGAGAAUGCAAAGUUAUAUAAGGAAUGUAAGCUAGCAUUUAUAUUUGAUGGACUUGAUGAGAGUCGACUGCCAUUGAAAUUUAAAAGAGAAAAACUGGACACUCUUGAGGAAAGAUCAUCUGUAGAUGUGCUGUUUACAAGUCUGGUCAAAGGUAAACUGCUUCCAUCAACUCUUGUGUGGGUGACAUCACGACCAGCAGCAGCCAAUCAGAUCCCUCCUUGGUAUGUGGGUUUGUUCACAGAAGUGCGAGGAUUCACUGAUGAUCAGAAGGAGCAUCACAGUACUUCAGGAUAUUCUCAUUGA
Sinocyclocheilus grahami is the source of this 1153-nucleotide messenger RNA. RefSeq names its product NACHT, LRR and PYD domains-containing protein 6-like. The record is from RefSeq and is a predicted model, not a curated record. NCBI's taxonomy places the organism in Eukaryota, Metazoa, Chordata, Actinopteri, Cypriniformes, Cyprinidae. Bases 86 to 1153 code for a protein of 355 amino acids. The transcript is spliced from 5 exons.